Molecule: messenger RNA, 1558 nt
Organism: Hevea brasiliensis (rubber tree)
Lineage: Eukaryota; Viridiplantae; Streptophyta; Magnoliopsida; Malpighiales; Euphorbiaceae
Product: ethylene-responsive transcription factor ERF038-like
Exons: 1
Coding region: 550-1272 (240 amino acids)
Biological process (GO): regulation of DNA-templated transcription
Molecular function (GO): DNA binding; DNA-binding transcription factor activity
Source: RefSeq, a predicted model, not a curated record
GACACGUGCCAGCUUUCUAUUUAUGGCUAAUUUGGGGAAAGAAAAAUGUUGGCCCAUCAACUAUUCCCCAAGGCAAUAAAAUUACCAACUUGGAUUUUUCUCUUAUUAUGGUUUGGUCAUGAAAUGGGCACAUGAGAAAUUUAAAUUUGCCUUUAAUCAUUGAAGCAUGUCAUUUUUUUUUUUUUUUUUUGGGGGGGCGAGUGGGUGGGGGGGUUGGGGUGGAGGUGGUUGGGGAGAGGAGAGGGGUUUGAAGCAUGUCUUGUUAAUAGGACAUGUGGUGAGACGAGAAACAAGGGGACUGCCUAAGAUGAAGCCAAGCAAGACCAUGUGCAUUAUUCAUACCAAAACUAUAAACCCUUCUAUUCUUAGGUCCCAUUUCCUCCUUCCUCUCCACCUGAAGGGUACUGAGGCCCCAUCUCUUCAAUUACAUUUCUCUAUAUAUCUUCAUAUGCGAUCACUUCAUGAAGGACCCUUUUAAGAGCUAACUUCACUCGUAAGCUCUGCCUUGCAUUUUUUUCCCCAGCUGCAGCUAGUGCCCCUGAGACCUCCAUGGAAACAUCGCUAGAUAUGGACUCUGAGGCUCAGAAUAUUGCUUCUUCUUCUUCUUCUUCAACUGCCUCUCCCUCUUCUUCUUUCCCUUCUCCAGUGAACAACUCCACACUAAAAAGCUCUAAGCAAGAUCAAGAACUCAAGACCGAUGAUGAAAGAAACAAAAAAGUAAAGAUUAGUAAUGAAAAUGCCGGAAGGCAUCCAUCUUAUCGGGGAGUAAGAAUGCGUCAAUGGGGCAAAUGGGUGUCCGAAAUCCGAGAACCGAGGAAGAAAUCAAGAAUUUGGCUAGGAACUUAUUCUACGGCAGAAAUGGCAGCUCGAGCUCACGAUGUGGCAGCUCUAACAAUAAAGGGUCGUUCAGCUCAUCUCAAUUUCCCAGAGCUAGCUCGUGAGCUUCCCCGCCCAGCAAGUGCGUCUCCGAAAGAUAUUCAAGCUGCUGCUGCUCUAGCAGCCGCCUUGAACUACAAGAACAAAGAUCAUGAUGAAUCUGAUAUGGAGUCAAGCCAAGCUAUUACAGAGGCAUCUCAUCAUGAUGCUCAAGGGUCCUUGAGCUCAACAUUAAGAGAUCGUGAAGAUGACACUUUUAUCGACUUGCCGGAUAUUCUGCUGGACAUAAGCCAUCAAAUUGAUGAGUUCUGUUGCUUGUCAUCUUGGCAGGUGGCCGAAACUGAGACUUUGGACAACGGAUUCUGGCACGAAGAGCCUUCUUUAUGGGAGUAUUAAUUGAAGUUGAAACAGUUGCGUAGUAUUAUAGUUAAACUUCAAUUAUUACUUUAGCAGUUCAAUGAGUCUCAAGUGCUGCGACUCUUUCUCCAAUUCUGAGCGUGCGCAAACCAAAUCAGUAAGCUAAAACUCCAACUUCCCAGGCUUGCAGCAGCAGCUUUAAUUUGGCUUCUUAGUUCUUAUGAUUAAUUGAUUUUGAUAAAGGUGUUUAAUUAGUCAUUAAUUCCUCCAUAAUUAAUUCGCCCUUCAACGGGUUAAUAAGAAACUGGGAUGCUUUGCCUUUCAA